This is a messenger RNA of Rasamsonia emersonii CBS 393.64, 654 nucleotides long. RefSeq lists its product as uncharacterized. The transcript is spliced from 5 exons. The record is from RefSeq and is a predicted model, not a curated record. The coding region runs from base 1 to 654 and encodes 217 amino acids. NCBI's taxonomy places the organism in Eukaryota, Fungi, Ascomycota, Eurotiomycetes, Eurotiales, Trichocomaceae.
AUGACCGACCCCUUCUCCUACGAAUACCCCUGGCCCCUCGCAGGCUACGAGGGAUUGGAACCUCUUGGGGAGUUCGCACCUCCCUCACCUACCUGUACCUCUGGACAUACUCCGUAUGGAUGGAUAGUAUCUGACGGAUGGGUAUUGCAGAACAACCCCGAACAAGUAGCCUACGCAAAAGCUCUCCACGAGCGGAUUCGGAGGGAAUUUCCCGAACUUCGCAUCUACCGCUUCUUCGACCACCCCGUCGGCCCGCACCCCGUCGCCAUGUUCGAAGUGAACCUGUUCACACCCGCCCAGUUCGGGGCUUUUAUUCCCUGGCUGGUGAUCAACCGCGGGCCGCUGAGUGCGCUGGUGCAUCCGAAUACGGAUGCGGAGGGCGAGGAGGUUAGGAAUCAUACGCAGCGCGCGACGUGGUUGGGGGAGAGGUUGCCGUUGGAUUUGAGGUUGCUUAGGGAGAUUGAUCGGAGGGCUGUAGAACAGACUAAGAAUAAGGAGGAGGAUAAGGUUAUAUCUCAUAAUUAUCCAUCAUCAGGUGAAUGGAUAUUACUAUUACUACUAUUCGAUAUUGUCUACGUAUAUACAGACGCCCUUUCGACGAAUGCUUUAACCAGUUGUGGAGAUUCUUUCCCUCUGUACUUUCACUACUCUUAG